Oppiella nova is the source of this 3924-nucleotide messenger RNA. The record is from the annotation of a GenBank genome assembly. Lineage: Eukaryota; Metazoa; Arthropoda; Arachnida; Sarcoptiformes; Oppiidae.
AUGUCUGCCAAUAGCAAAGCUCCCUAUUAUUACGGAGAGCUCAUCAAAAAGGAUAAUCAGACCAUUAGUACCAUUAAUACGAUUAAUACCAUUAACAGCACUAAUAGUAAUAAUAGUAAUAAUAGUAAUAACAGUAAUAACAAUGUCUUAAACAACAGCAACAACAACAUCAACAACAAUCAGUUGACCCAUUCCUCGACAGUCAGCGACAGUUUGGCCACUAAUGUGGUGACCCAUCAGUCGGUGGAUGAGCUGCGAUCGGCCUCUCGUUGCUCGCAGUCGUUGUCCCGACCGUCCAGUAGUAGUGCUAACACUCACCACAACCUCCUGAGUAGCUCUCAAUCCCAUUACGGAAUCGCUAACAAUAACACCACAUCUGGUGGUAACGCCUCACAAAUCACUUCAUUUGCCAAUCCAUUGCUGACCAUCGAAGCGGACACCAGACACGGCUACGACUCCAUCACUAAUGAGAUUUCAAGACUACAGCAAAGACAGGAACAAAUCCUCGAGAAUCUCAACCUUGACUUCGAAACAAUGCUUAUGAAUGACACGAACACCGGACUCCUGAGCGGUUCCUCCAACAGCAACAACGGGUCCUCUGUGAACAACAUAUCUCCCAAUUCUAACAGUAAUAAUACCGGAGAUUAUGGCCGAGCGAUGCAAUCGAUGCCAUUUAAGGAACCCUUUUAUAUGCUGUACGAAGAGUCGCAUCGAAGCAAUCGCGCCGAAGACAACAUCUACGAAGAGAUUGAUUUCCUGACGCUGUCGUCACUCCGCGCCCAAUACGCCGACACUCUUAGCCUUCAAAGUUAUAAGAAAAAGGACAGCAAGAGGUCAUUGGGUUCUUCGAGUUUCACGCGUUGGUUCUCCACUCGCAAGAAGUCUUCGCCAAACCAAGAGGCGUACAGCGAAGAUGAGAACCCAUACAUUGAUAUAAAACUGUCCAAAAAGCAAAGGCCUCCCAUAUGUUUGCCGGAAAUACCUCCGCAGGGCUUAACUCAGGAGCAGCUGAAGAGGAGAUAUAUAAUCGGAUCGGUAGUCGACUCCGAGAACUCUUAUAUUAAUUCUUUGCAGCGAAUUAUCUCCGAAUACAAGAAGCCUUUGGAAGAAUCAAAUCCAAGCGUUUUGAGUCAAAACAAGAUUAAUGUAAUCUUCUACCGAUUGGAACAAAUACUUCAAUGCCAUACCAUCUUUGGUAUAGCUUUGAGUCAAUGCGUGCGGGAAUGGGAUGAGAAGGAGCGCAUCGGCGAUGUGUUCAUCGCAUCCUUUUCCAAAUCCAUGGUUUUAGACAUAUAUUCGGAUUUCAUAAACAACUUCACGAAUGCAAUGGAAACGGCGAGAAAGGCCUCGAAAUCCAAGUCGUCUUUCGCGCAGUUCUUACGCGACAAAUCGCUCUCUAGUCCCGAUCGGCUCAGCUUUUUUGGGCUUAUGGUUAAACCCGUGCAACGAUUCCCGCAAUUCAUACUCCUGUUGAGUGAUCUUCUGAAGCACACGCCGGCCGAACAUCCGGACCGCAUGUCUCUCCAGUUAGCGCUCACACAACUCGAAUCACUGGCCGAUAGACUCAAUGAACGGAAACGCGACGCCGAAAGACAUUUUGCUGUCAAACAACUACUUAAGGAUUAUUUAAGUAACUCUACGACAAACUCUUCGCACCGAUUCCUUCUACGACAAGACGAUGUCUAUCAACUGGAUUUGGACGCCAGCACUGGACUCGUCAUGAAGACUAAGUGCCGUAAACUAUACUUAUUGAACGACAUGUUGGUCUGUGUCAGCGUUCCCGCCAAUCGACUCAAGUUUGCCGUCUCUUUACAAGACGUGGACGCCAUCGACGACGUGACGCCCGCCACCAAUAACCUCAUCGCCAACUCUCUCUUGAGAACCAAAGAGGCCACAUCUGCCUCGUCUCCAAAGCACUGUACAGUCGAGCGAAUGUAUUGUGAUCUGAAUAAUUUGAUCCAUGAUUUGGAACUAUUGAGUCGUAUUACUAAUUUGGUGUCCACUUUGCGCUAUCAAUACAACGGAUUAUCCAUCGAAUUAACCGAACAAAUCAGUGCAGAGAUUAGAGAAGAGAUUCGUCGAAAAGACGCACAAAUCACUCUCAUUGACAAGAGUUGUCUUCAGUUGAGGAUCCGCUCCAAGAACUACAAGGAUAUCAUUUGUAUUCAAAUGACUGAUCCUGAAGUGAAACGCGAUUGGCUGAUAGACGUGCGAUUGGCUAAACUGGCUCUGGAUCGGGCCAACAACCCGGCCUGGGAUAUAGUCACGGAAAGCAUCUCCUCCUCGUCCAACCACCUCAAUGCUAUAGUUCCACAACGCGUUCCUCUAUUUGUCAAAUCGCUUCCAAUCUUUGCGACGAGUGAUGGCUCACAACUGAUUUGCGCUCUUCAUUACAAACUGUAUCGAAGCGGCGAUGGACUCACUCUUGAAUCAGAUUCAGGUGUCUUAUGGAUCUGUAAUGUGAACGAAAGCGGUUCCCAAUUGGGCGCUCUGUCCACAAAUGGCACUGAUAUCAGUCUCAUUCAUUCAUACGAAUUGUGUGACUCACACGUGACAUGCAUUGAGUCCGUGGGCUCUUAUUCAGUAUGGAUUGGCUUACGUCAGGGAAGGAUUAUAGUGAUCGACGCCAGCUCUCCAGCCGAAUGGCAACAGUUCGCAGCCCUCGACGUCGCCAGUGAAGUGACUUGUAUUAAGCAUUUCGGACAAUAUGUUUACGUCGGACUCAUCUCUGGAGUGGUGGCGCUCUUCAAUGCCACUCAUUAUGAAGAGCCUAUUAUUAUAACUCUCUCUCAAAGGCCCGUCACUUGUAUUCUUCCCAUUAAUGAAGAAGUGUUCGCCUGUUCUGAUGAUAAGAUUUGGAUCAUUAGUGGCGUUGAAGUGGAGCGCAGCUAUUCCUUGAGGAGCACAGACUCUGAAGACUCAGAUAUUUGUCAAAGUAUUGAGGAUAACGUGAGACCUAACCUCUUAGCCCAUUGUGGUAUAGGCCUGUGGGUGAGUCUCAUCGACUCAUCGAUCAUCAAACUCUUCCAUACGGAGACCUUUAAGCACUUGCAAGACUUGAAUGUCGCCUCAAAUGUCAAGAGAAUUCUGAACGAAGGCUCAGAUGUCAAGAUAACAGUGACAUCAAUGCUGGCCACCAGAGGCUUACUAUGGGUUGGAACUAAUGUCGGAGUGAUUGUGACGCUGACUCUUCCUCGACUACAAGGCGUUCCCCUCAUAUCCGGGUGUCUAAACGUAGCCCUUCACAGACAUAUAGGUCCCGUCAAUAUCCUAUUGAGUCUUAACGCUGGUAUAGAGUCUCCGAAUUCGCCGCAAAAUACUGGAAAUGUCGCCAACAAGUCAGACAAUGCCAUGGACUCCAAGAACGAAGACGUCGAGUCUAUAUACGGACUCUACUCUGAUCUGUUGAAUGUCGGCGAUUAUGUGGGAGUGAGGCGUCCCUCACAUACCAUCACCACAACCAAAAUGGCGUGGGAUUUGUCUAAUAUGAAUAUAUCGGACGACUCGACAUCCGAGAGCGCCUCCAGUAGUGCUAUAUAUCACGACGGAUCACAGCAGAGAGCUCUUCAGACUCAGAAAAACGCAAAUAUAGUGUCGAUGACUGCGGAAGAAGUGAAUAAUGUGGCCAAAGGUCAACGCAAUCACAUCUACGAAAGUGGCAGUAAUUUGAGCUCAAGAACGGCAUCGACGGCCCGAUUGACAAAUAGUAUCUACGAAUGCAGUAAAUCUCCGGCGAAUGCAAGUCACGUGAGAAGACAGGAACAAAUGAUACCCAUCUAUGACACGGCGCCCAACACUACCUGUGCUAACAGUAAAACCGCGCUUUUGCUGACGGGUGGCAACGGUUAUAAGAGGGGAACUCUCAGUGAUACCCCUUAUUCUUCACUUCACGCCCACUGUAUUGUCUGGGAAUACAAACUAUAG